Molecule: messenger RNA, 2482 nt
Organism: Malus domestica (apple)
Lineage: Eukaryota; Viridiplantae; Streptophyta; Magnoliopsida; Rosales; Rosaceae
Product: inner membrane protein PPF-1, chloroplastic-like
Biological process (GO): protein insertion into membrane; thylakoid membrane organization; protein localization to chloroplast
Cellular component (GO): chloroplast thylakoid membrane
Molecular function (GO): membrane insertase activity
Source: RefSeq, a predicted model, not a curated record
GAAAGAAAAGAAUAUCUCAUCCUCAUCUCUCCUCUUCCUGUACUCGACCAUGAACCACUGACAGAGCCUGGGACCCACUCUCAAAUUCCUUUCAUGGCGAAGACUCUCAUCUCAUCCACACCGUUCGUCGGCACAUCUCUGCCGUCUGUCUCCCUCCGUGGGUCCUACACUCUCCCCUACCGCAGCAACGGACUCGCCACCACCAGAAUCAGGUUCAGCCUCCACGACUCCGUUCCUCCGAUUAAUCCCUUCGACCACUCCCCCGUCGACGUCGCCUCGCUUUUGAGCCGCGCCGAGGGGCUUCUUUACACGAUUGCCGACGCCGCCGUCGCCGUCGACCCGAGCUCCGCCGAUGCUGCAGCUCAGAAGAAUGGCGGGUGGUUCGGCUUCAUCUCCGACGCCAUGGAGUUCGUGCUCAAGAUUUUGAAAGGCGGGCUCGAUGCCGUGCACGUUCCGUAUUCAUACGGUUUUGCAAUUAUACUGCUUACGGUUAUCGUUAAACUUGCCACACUGCCUCUCACAAAGCAACAGGUGGAAUCGACGUUAGCGAUGCAAAACCUUCAACCAAAACUUAAAGCCAUACAAAAAAGAUAUGAGGGCAAUACGGAAAGAAUACAACUUGAGACAUCACGGCUGUAUCGGCAGGCAGGGAUUAAUCCAUUGGCAGGGUGUUUACCAACUUUGGCCACAAUACCGGUUUGGAUAGGUCUAUAUCAAGCUCUUUCAAAUGUGGCAAAUGAGGGAUUGUUGACAGAAGGUUUCUUUUGGAUCCCCUCUUUGGGUGGCCCAACAUCAAUUGCUGCUCGACAAAGUGGUUCUGGCAUUUCGUGGCUGUUUCCAUUUGUGGAUGGACAUCCACCAUUGGGCUGGUCUGACACUGCAGCAUACCUUGUUUUGCCUGUCCUCCUUGUUGCUUCUCAGUAUGUUUCAAUGGAGAUCAUGAAGCCUCCACAGACUGAUGAUCCAGCUCAAAAAAACACACUUCUUGUAUUCAAGUUUCUUCCCCUCAUGAUUGGUUACUUCUCCUUGUCUGUUCCUUCAGGAUUGUCAAUUUACUGGUUCACAAACAAUAUCCUCAGCACAGCACAACAAGUAUGGCUGCGCAGAUUAGGAGGUGCAAAGCCUGCUGUGAAUGAGAAUGCAAGUGGAAUCAUUACAGCAGGACGUGCAAAGCGAUCAGAUUCUCAGCCAGUAGAGGCUGGCAGUAGAUUUAGGAAGUUAAGAGAAGAAGAGAGAAAGAAACAAUUGAGCAAGGCGUUAACAAAUGAAGAGGUUCAGACUUCUGAUUCUGAAGUUGGUCCAAAUGAAGAAAGCAAUGACAAGGGUGAGGAGGUUCUAGAAGAGGUGUAUGGUUCUGGUGUUGGAAAGGAGCUUCCAAAUGAUCCUCGACCAAGGAGAAGCAAGCGAUCUAAAAGGAAGCGUGCUGUAUAAAAUGACCGUAUACUGAUUAAGUUUAUAGUUCACGGUGAGUCCUGUAUAUCUCAGCCAAGUGUAUUGUAGUUAAUAUAUCAUCGGCUUUAUGCUGGCUCAUUAUUUUUGAGGUAUAAUGAAAAUCAUGCUAAUUACUUCUCAUCUACUUAGUCUCUUCAUUCCACAGGGUGCUAAAAUUGUACUUUAUUGUCAGAUUUGUUGCAUGGACUACCAAGUAGAUAAUUAAUGCCUUAGAAAAAUGGAAAACAGUACGCAUGAAGAUUUAACAUGCUAUUAAGGUUUUGCAUUAUUGCACUUUUCAUUUUUGGAAAACGAAGCAAAGUUGUAAGUUUGUGUAUCAAUGCAACUGGUUUUUCCAAUUUAGAAGCUUUAGGAUGACAAGUUAUAUUUUGAAUGUCUGUCCUUUGAACAUUGAGAGGAUUGAUCGGGUAACUGAUAUAUGUGAACAUAUUUCUUGCCUUUCAGUAAUGCCAGGAUUAAUAUUUAUGUUAACAGUUCUACUGUAGAUUUAUAUUAUGGAACUCCUACACUUAACAUUUUUGCUCAUGCACAAAUGCCACAAAAGCUUCUAGAAUUCAGAUGUUCUAAAUCCAAUUUUGCACAAGCACAUGCCUCGAUGAGAGGUUUUUUGACCUACAUGAAAAGUUGAAAACCACUGAUCUCCUUCAGGCCUCUAACAAAUACAAUAAUCUAAUUAGUUCUACUUGCUAAGUUAACUACGAUUGCGUCAAAUGUUCAUUGCUUCGAUGGUGGGCGAUGAUUCCCUACUGGGUUUGGUCCUGAUGGAGUUUUGUGGAUGUUCCUUCCACCGACCUGUUUUUUAACGUUGAACAAAGAUGCAAGGAGUCAAGGUAAAGUUGUUUGGCAUUGAGCAAAUGAAAGCUAAUUGAUAAAUUCUAUUAUAUUAUAUACACACCUUAGUAGGCAGAACAUAUCUGGUUCUUGACCCCAACGACCCUGAACCUGAGGCGGGCUGUGCAGUAUUGAGCUUGAACUGAACUGUGGCCAGCAACAAAGAAAGCUAAAUGCAUUAAAUCUUGAAGGAAACAAG